CCAUCCAUGGCGCCACUAUAUAUAUGGUGCCAUCCAUGGCCUCUCCAUCUCAAAUCCAUCAGCUGCAAAACCUUCACUCAAGCAUCAAAGCCCUCCUAGUGCUACAGCAACUGCAUAAAACACUUCACUUCUGUUGCAAUUGCAUACAAACAUUUCACAUUCUGUUCAUCUUCAAUCCCCUGACACGCACAAUUAACAAUGGUGGUCCCGGUGAUCGACUUCUCCAAGCUCGAUGGCGCCGCUGCCGAGAGGGCGGAGACCAUGGCGCAGAUCGCCAAUGGCUGCGAGGAGUGGGGGUUCUUUCAGCUGGUGAACCAUGGGAUUCCAUUGGAGCUUCUUGAGCGCGUGAAGAAGGUGUGCUCCGAGUGCUACCGCAUCCGGGAGGCCGGGUUCAAGGCGUCGGAGCCGGUGCGCACGCUGGAGGCGCUGGUGGAGGCCGAGCAGCGCGGCGAGGCGGUGGCGCCGGUGGACGACAUGGACUGGGAGGACAUCUUCUACAUCCACGACGGCAGCCAGUGGCCGUCGAACCCGCCGGAGUUCAAGGAGACCAUGCGCGAGUACCGCGCCGAGCUGAGGAAGCUCGCCGGGCGCGUCAUGGAGGCCAUGGACGAGAACCUCGGCCUUGAGAAGGGCGCCAUCCAGCGCGCCUUCUCCGGCGACGGCCGCCACGAGCCCUUCUUCGGCACCAAGGUCAGCCACUAUCCGCCGUGCCCGCGCCCGGACCUCGUCACGGGCCUCCGCGCGCACACGGACGCCGGCGGCGUCAUCCUGCUGUACCAGGACGACCAGGUCGGCGGCCUGGAGGUGCUCAAGGACGGCCAGUGGACGGACGUGCAGCCGCUCGCCGGCGCCAUCGUCGUCAACACCGGCGACCAGAUCGAGGUGCUCAGCAACGGCCGCUACCGCAGCGCGUGGCACCGCGUCCUCCCCAUGCGCAACGCCAACCGCCGCUCCAUCGCCUCCUUCUACAACCCGGCCAACGAGGCCACCAUCUCGCCGGCGGUGGCGGCCGGCGGCGAAGCCUACCCCAAGUACGUCUUCGGCGACUACAUGGACGUGUACGCCAAGCAGAAGUUCCAGGCCAAGGAGCCAAGGUUCGAGGCCGUCAAGGCGCCCAAGUCAUCUCCAGCGGCUUAAAAGUAAAAAAAAAAACAUUAGUGUGGUAAAAAAUAAUUAUUCAUUUGUUUAUUGGAUAUAAUAUAAUAUCCUGAAGAAAUAAGUGUAAUGUGGGCAAGUAUCUGAGGUGUUUCACUGUGUUAACUGUAGUGGCAUGGUAUGGUGCUAUAUUGUUCUAGUAACAAGAAUAGGAUAGAGUUAAGCACAUGCACAUCCAGCUCUUGGGUUUUUUCAUGUACUUAAAGCGACAAUAAUAAUUGUAAGAUUAAUGUUGUACUAUUAUUGUUCAAAUGCAAUAAAAUGCGACCCCUUUACAGUA
This is a messenger RNA of Setaria italica (foxtail millet), 1435 nucleotides long. RefSeq names its product 1-aminocyclopropane-1-carboxylate oxidase. The coding region runs from base 199 to 1137 and encodes 312 amino acids. The transcript has 2 exons. The record is from RefSeq and is a predicted model, not a curated record. Lineage: Eukaryota; Viridiplantae; Streptophyta; Magnoliopsida; Poales; Poaceae. Gene Ontology annotation, molecular function: dioxygenase activity.